Molecule: messenger RNA, 667 nt
Organism: Agrilus planipennis (emerald ash borer)
Lineage: Eukaryota; Metazoa; Arthropoda; Insecta; Coleoptera; Buprestidae
Exons: 2
Coding region: 136-618 (160 amino acids)
Source: RefSeq, a predicted model, not a curated record
UAUUAUAAAUAUUAGGCUUCACUUCAACUUUUCAUAUUUCAACAUUGGGACUCGCGUUUAAUUUCAAAAGAUUAAUUAGAAGUGUACAAAAGUACUUUUAUUUGUGCCGAAUAAUUUGUUUUUCCGAAAUUCGAAAUGUGCUCCAGGCUUUUAGUCUAUUUUUUUUUCUUUGCUCUGGAAUGCUGGCUAGUAACUUCAUUUCAAGUUGACGAAAAAGAUCCUGAAGUUGUUUAUAUGGAAAGCGAAGGUUCUCAAUUGAACAAGCAGAUGCUAACUGAUGAACAUAGAGACACAAGAGCAGCAACGGUGUACAGAUCGAACAUGCCAACUGCCAUGCAAACCAGGGUCCUAUCAUACGUGAACGAAGCAUAUUCAUCGUCGUCUGGCAAACUAGGCACAUGCCAAACCAUCCAAAGGAACAUGCAAAGCUACCAGCCUAGAUAUCGUUGGAACGUGGUGAUUAACUAUGAUGUAAUUUCAUACUACUCCAACUAUUACGCUAUUGUCUGGCGAAAUACAGAUGAAGUGCUUAUUUAUGGAGUUUCAAGUUCAAAUUCUGUUUCACAAUGUACCAUAGUAUUACUUUUAAUUAGUUUCUUGGCAUAUGUCAUUAAUUGAGGCUAUUUACUUCUUAAAAAUAUAAAUAGAUGCUCUUUUCCUGUUUAAA